This is a messenger RNA of Closterium sp. Yama58-4, 912 nucleotides long. The record is from the annotation of a GenBank genome assembly. NCBI's taxonomy places the organism in Eukaryota, Viridiplantae, Streptophyta, Zygnematophyceae, Desmidiales, Closteriaceae.
AUGGAUGCGAAUACGACGGCCAUGGAGAAGAUCGCGUCGGAGAACGAUCGAUCGCUUACCGCUCUCCUGCGCUUUCUCAACUCCCUUGCCCCGCACAACGUCGAGCACCCGGCAGCCGGGACUCUGGAUCUGACUUUCCACAUUAGGUCUAGUGAAGAAAUCCGGGAGAAAAAAGCCGAGAUCAGUUCUGAUCCUCAGAAAGAAGAGGGAGGAGAGUUAGCCGGUGUUGGAAAGGAUGGAGUAUUAGGGAAGCUGCGGAAGGUGCAGCUUAGGAUAAGGACAACUGGUGGUAACUGCAAGGAUUUGGUGGGGCGGCAACUAUCAGCCUUCUUUCAAGACUGUGGAGUUCCCUCUGAGUUUGUGUGGCCCAAGGGUUACUGGGACCUGCUCUCUCCUGUCGCUGUCACACAGCAACUCGCGAAAGAGGACGCCAAAGCUGCUGCUGCUACAGCAGAAGUAGCCGCAAUUCAGCAGCAGCAGAAGCAGGAGGAGAAAAAGAACCACCCAAGAUUAGAAGCAGCGCUGGAUGCAAUAAACGGUGCACUAGAAGCGAUAGCAUCGGUACCGUGGCAUGAAGCUCUGGAGGACAAAAAGCGAAUAGAGGACCAGCUUUUGACAGUGCUGGUGGCUGAUGGAUGGAAGGUGGGAGAGAGUGUGAAGCGCAUAUGGGCUGGGGAAAGGGAUGUGAGGAAGCUGUGUCUGGGGUUGGAUGAAGGGAGUGCGAAGAUGGUGGCUCGGGUGUUAGGGCAUGUGAAGGGAAAUGAUAAGGAGCAUGGGAAAAUGGUGUAUGUGGUGGAGGGGAUGGAAGAAGAGAAGGAAGCAAAGGAUGGAGUUAGUGGUGAUGAGAAGGGAGGGGAGGCUGUUGGGAAAGGAGGAGGCAAGAAGGGCUCUCUUAAGAUUGAAAUCAUUUGA